AUUCCCCGCUGUCAACGCCCCCCAGAUGAACGAUCUGAGGAAGGCAUGAUAAGCCCUUCGUGCAAACGUUUGAAUUACAUACAAUUGUAAUAUUCCGUGACUUAAUUUUAUUUACAGCAAGUCAUCUCACCACAUUCAUCUAAGCCGAUGAUUGGUGUUAUUAGACUACACACCUCUCAGUAUCUACAUAAUAAUACCUAUCAUGGCUGAAGCAUGGAAGGAUACCAUCACCCAGAGUCUGGAGUGUCCUGUAUGUCUGACCACCUUCACCGAUCCGAAAAUCCUGUCUUGUUCCCACACCUUCUGUAAGGCAUGCAUGGACAUCCUUUACGAAUGCCUUGGGGAUGACCGUAAGUUCCGAUGUCCCGUAUGUAGAAACGAAACUCUGGUCCCAAAUCAAGAUGUUAACGCACUCCCGGGGAAUCUUGUUUUGAAAAAUCUUAUGGAGGACAUUAAGAAUCAACAUCAUCGUUGCACAAAUUGUAAAACCGUCGACACUACAGAUUCCUACUGCCAAGAUUGUGGCAAGUAUCUCUGCAUCACUUGUCACAGCAUGCAUACUAAAUGGGAAGACUUCAUCGGUCAUGAAAUUGUUGCGAUUAGUGAUAUCACAUCAGGAAAGGUAAAAGUACGAACAUAUCAAAAAUGCAAGAAACAUCACAGAGAAGAUGAGGAAAUCUUUUGUCGUAUCUGUAGGAAAUUUGCAUGCUACAAAUGUGUACCUCUAGAGCAUACAGGCGAAGGACAUCGAAACAUCACUGCAGAUGAAUAUGAACAAAAUUACAUGACAAAGAUCAAUGACCUCAAAUCAAAGGUAUACAAGAAAUGCUCUUCCUUCAAGAAGUAUGUCAAAUUCAUAAAUGAUCAGCAGGAACUUGUGAGCAAUGCUCAGGAUCAGUGUUUAAAUGAUAUUCAAGAAGCAUAUGAUACAUUAGUCCAGCAGUUGACCGAGAAAAAAGAGCUACCCGAAGGUGAAGUCAAGGAUAGAGUUGAGGGAGUAAAAAAAGAACUUGAUAAAAUGAACAGAUCCGCUCAGAGUUACAUCACAUUAUUGACUACAUUGGCUAACUUGAUCACGAAGAAGGCAAAAGCACCGUUAGAUAUGGACACGUUGGCUGUACAUGACACGUUAUGUGAAGACUUACUGGAGGCCUUGGAUGAAAAAGAACCCGACUACGACAAGCCAUUGCAGUUAAGCAAGAAAGGGAAGCUUGUAAUGUUUCUUCCAUUCGAAGGAAACCUAGAACUGCCUCUUGGUAAGAUUGUUGAAGUAGUUGCAAAGAACAUCAUAAAUUUGCCUUCCAAUAAUAAUCACAUGAAUACCAUUGCUAGGACACCGGACGGUAGGAUGUUAGUGGGAUGUAAGAGAGGUGGGGAGAUUUUUGCUUCUGAUGGUCAUCUCCAGGAGUCGAUUCUCAAGGAUGUUGAUAUUCGUGGAGUGGGUUUCCUGUCUGACAAUCGAUGUGCUGUGAUUGAUGGUUCAAACAAUAUCACAAUAUACACACUAGAGUACAGAAAAUUGAAUGUUGAGUUUGGGACACUGAGUAAAGAAGAAGGUGGAUUUUCCAACCUCACCGUCGACGGUAAUGAUCAGAUCUAUGUUAGCUACAGGAAAGCCAAGAAGAUCCAUGUUUUCUCACCAGCCGGUGGAAAGGCAGAUAUGGAGAUUACGAACACGGGAUAUGAAGUUACGCAAAUCUCUACCUACAAUGAUUUCUUACUAACUGCAAAUGUUAUUUCAGUACGUUUGAUUAACAAAGAGGGUGCUGUAAAGCAUAGAUUAAGGAAAGCGGGCUUCUACACUUCCAACCUGUACCCUGCCGUGUCUCUUGGGAAUAAGAUCUUGAUAGCUGAGGUGAAGCACGAUAGAGGUUUGGUGAGCAUUGAUGAGUAUACUGAUCAUGCUGAUGAACUAGAACAUGUUCAGAACAUCAUUAAUGAUUACAAGUUUGAGAAGCCUGGGAGGGUUUGGUAUUAUCUCGAGCAGUACCUGUCAGGAGAGAUCGCUUUUUGUACCACUGAUAGACUAUAUAUAUUCCAUUGACCAUGUUGAGGAUGAGCUUAGGUGAUUCUGUUCGUGUAUUGGACUAUAUCUCCUUCAUCACCACCGAAUCAACACUCAUAAGGCACAGGACUGCCAAGAAGGCUAUUAUAUAUUUGAAUUUGACCCUUUUGGGUGGUAUUGCAUCUUCACCUUAUUAUUUCAUAGUCAAUCUGAUAUUUCAAUUCCUCUUUUAAUUUGACGUCGCUAUUUCUGUUUUGCGAUGGUUGGGCUGUGGUCGGGAUUUGUUACAUAAAAGAAGAACUAGAAGAGAAUUAUGUAUAUUCAUUAAGGUAGUUCAUAACUCCAGAGAGAGAUUGCAGAUGAUAAGUUAUCAUUUUUUCAUGUAAGAAAUUACGGCAAGAGAUUUGAAUAGUCUAGGGGCCUUUUCACACGUGAAUCUUGAAUCAUCAUUAUAUUACGAAUAUAUAUAUUCGUCUUUAGAAUCAUCUGACAUUUCACAUGAAAAAAUACCGUAAUGUGACUGAAGCUUAACUGGAAUUCACCUCCGGAGUAGAAUUUGAAUUCGUGAUUUUGAUUAGCUUUCGUGGUUGUAGUUUGGUUUCACACGUGCUAAAAAUUCGUCAUUAGCCUUAUUUUUCACUGGAAUCAUCAUUAAACUUACGAUUUUUUCCGUGUGAAAGAGCGGUUAAAAUAUUCUAGUCUUUAUCAAUAAAGAUUUAUUACAACACCCCAUUAAAUUGUGUAAUGGUAGGCACAUUAAGGGCCUUUUUACACGUGAAUCUUGAUUCAUCAUUGUAAUGAUGAUUGCUAUUGUAAUCGUGACUAUGAUUAGCGUAUGUUAUUCUAAUCAUGUUCUAGUUUGGUUUCACACGUGCUAAAGAUUCGUCAUUAGCCGUAUUUUUUACUGGAAUCAUUCGAAUUACGAUUUUUUACCGUGUGAAAGGGCGGUUAGUGAGGCAAUCCCAGUAGGCGAUAGUGAUCGUUAGUUCCACUUAUAAAGUCAUGUACAGUAACAAUAGAAAAGGAAUGUGUUUACAUUGUGUUAAUUUUACUGUUAUUCAAGACUCUUCUAGAACAUGCACAAUUAGAGGUCCGUGAAGUUAGCUACUUAUUACUUUUGCUUAUUUCUUAUUCAAAUUGUAAAGCUAGCUACUUAUUACUUUUUUCCUCAUUCCUAAUUCGAAGUUUUUCCUUUUCCUUAAACCAUUCUCUCCUUAUUCAAAUGCUCUUUCCUUAUUAAAAGUGGCUCUCUCCUCUUUCAAAUUGCUUCUCUCUUUAUUCAAAAUGCAAUUUUCCUUAUACAAAAUGGAUCUCACCUUAUUCAAAAUCACUCUUUCCUUAUUCAAAUGCCCCUCUCCUUAUUUACAACGACUCUCUCCUUGUUUAAAAUGCACUUCUCUUUAUUUAAUUGCAAUUUUCCUUAUUCAAAAUCACUCUCUCCUUAUUCAAAUGCCCCUAUCCUUAUUCAAAAUAACUUUGUCCUUAUUCAAAACGACUCACACCUUAAUAAAAUACAAUUUUCUUUAUUCAUAGUCGCUCUCUCCUCAUUCAAAAUACCUCUCUCUUUAUUCAAAAGCACCUUUCCUUAUUUAGAAUGGCCAUUUCCUUAAUAAAACGCCCUUUUCCUUAUUCGAAAUGGCUCUCCCCUUGUUCAAAUUAACUCACUCCUUAAUAGAAUGUCAUUUUCCUUAUUUAAAGUGACACUCUCCUUAUUCAAUUACCCCUUUCCUAAUUCAAAAUAACAGUCUCCUUUGUUCAAAAUGCCAUUCUACUUAUUGGAAUACCCCUUUCUUUAUUCAAAAUAUCUCUCUCCUUAUUCAAUUGCCCUUUCCUUAUUCAAAAUAACUUUCUCCCUAUUCAAAACAACUCACUCCUUAAUAAAAUGCCCUUUUGUUUAUUCAAAGUGGCUCUCUCCUUAUUCAAAUUGACUCACUCCUCAAUAAAAUGCCAUCUUCCUUAUUGAAAAUGACUCUCUCCUUAUUCAAAUACCCCUUUCCUUAGUCAAAAUAACUCUCUACUUGUUCAAAAUGCCCUCCUCCUUAUUCGAAUACCCCUAAAUUUAUUCAAAAUAGCUCCCUCCUUAUUCAAAUGUCCUUUUCUUAUUCAAAACAUCUCUCUAUUUAAUCAAAAUGACUCUC
Lytechinus pictus (painted urchin) is the source of this 4143-nucleotide messenger RNA. Its product is annotated as tripartite motif-containing protein 3-like. The coding region runs from base 203 to 2044 and encodes 613 amino acids. The record is from RefSeq and is a predicted model, not a curated record. The transcript is spliced from 2 exons. Gene Ontology annotation, molecular function: ubiquitin protein ligase activity; zinc ion binding. NCBI's taxonomy places the organism in Eukaryota, Metazoa, Echinodermata, Echinoidea, Temnopleuroida, Toxopneustidae. Gene Ontology annotation, biological process: protein monoubiquitination.